AUGAAUCCAUCUUUAGUAAAAGAAAACUUUAAUUAAAAUGAAGACGCAAAUCCUGCUCUUAAUAUAAACGAUAAAGGAGGUUUAAGUCCUUAAGAAUCAAUAAAUGAAUAGAUAAAAAUUUUUGUGAAAUGUCUUUAUAUAACUAUUAAUAUAGCGUUUAUUUGCAUUGUACUGGUGACAUUUAUUUUGAAUAAAGAUAAUCUUAAAAAUAUGUUCUUGAUUUUAGGUACUAUCACUUUAUUAAUAUGUAUGAUAGAUAUACUGCUUAUUAUAAAAGAGACCUUUUUACAUAACAUUUUGCAAUAGUUAUUGAUAGUUACAAAGUAGGCAGUGAUAAUCGCAUCGAUUCUUAUUUACCAUGACUAGGAGCACAAUUAGAGCAGAGCAACCAGAAUAUAAGAAAUGCUAUUUUUGUUUUCAUUUGUUGGUAUUGAAGUAUCAAGAAGAAUACAACUAAUUUCUUUUCCUUAUAUAAUAUACCUAUAGAUUAUCUUUUUUAUAAUAUAAGACUUUUGCACUGGAAUGGCAGUUUAUUUUGCUCUUUCAUGUUUAUUUAUUAUCGCCAUUACUAUCUUCCUCAACAAGAUUGAUUAAAAUAUUAACAGAUUGAUAUAUAGUAAAUCUUAUGGAGGUUAGAGCUAAGAUGCAACUUUAACUUCUAAUCACAAAAAUCUAAGUUACUUUAUGUCUUUUUAAUUUAAUUGUACUACUUAAGCAGCGAUGUAACCUAGCUCAUACUAAUUAAAUCCCUCAAUAAGAAAACUAGCUUCUUAGACAUAAUCUCACUACAUUCAUAGCGCUAACAUAAAUAAUAUGAUAGGUAGUGGCGGUAUUGUCUAGUAAAACAAUAGGAUUCAUCAAACAAGCAGCAACUUAAAUUUUUAAACACAAAGAUAAAAUAUAUAAAACCUCAAUAUUAUGAACGAGAAUUCUAUUUACUGUAAUUCACACAGAGUUAGUAAUAAUUUAAAUAACAAUAUUUAGUAAGAUUCUAUGAACAUUAAUAACCAUAGCUCAAAUAAUUUUUUUUUCAAUAAAAACUUACACAGUAGCAUUUAUUAAAAUUUGAAUUAGCAAUAGAAUUAGAUUAACAAAAACGGGACUACAAAUAAUCCUAAGAUUAUUUAAGCGACUUCUAGUAAGAACAGUUUUUAGUAAAGCAUAAGGAAAAACACUCGCAUGCUCAGCAAUUAAAAUGCUAAAGUCAGACUUGGUUAAAAAAAUAAAUUUAGUUCUCAGGUUGGGUUUGGGAUUAAUAUUUAAUGUCCUAAUUGUGGUAAUUUACAGGUUUAGACUAUAGAAGAUAGCAUAAUAUAGUAACAAAAUUUCAACUAAUCUCCCCAAAUGAUGAAAUCGAAUACAGUUAAGAAGCAAUCAACUUUGUCAAAAACAUAACUCUCUAUGAUCAAUGAUGAAAGUUUUUACUUCCCAGAAAUUAAAUAGCAAACAAUCUUCGAAGAGUAGAUUUCUAACAGCUAAUAGGGUCUCCCUAUUUAAAUUCCUAACUAUGAAAAAACUUUAAACUAAAUUUAAAAGCAAAUAAAUAUUCCAUUUCAAUAUCUUAUAAUCAGCUCUUAAGAAAAAAAGAUAGAAAUAGUUGAAACAAACAAUGAAGACACAAAAAAAUUUAUAAGCGAAAUGCACAUAGACGAACUAACCGUCUCGCUAGAAAAGUUUAUUAAAAUGUUCUUUGAUCCUAAAUAUAAAGAUAUUUUAAGUAAAAACUAUCACAUUUGUCAAAAUUAAAGAACAUCAACGAUAUACAAAAUGAUUAUCCAAGAUCAUAUCCAAUUUGAUAAUGGAUUUCUUCCUUCCCCUAAAAGUAAAGCUCAUCAUUUAUAAACUGCUGAAAACAACUUAAGUGAAAAUUUGAAUCUGUAAAGUCAAUUGUAAUAAUUGCAGUAGUAGCAACAACAACAUCACCUGAUCUAAUUAUUUCCUCAAUAGCCUGCAAUUUAAAAAAGAUCUAGUAAUCUGAGCUUAUCAAAAAUGAACUCGAUUGUCUAUUCUAUGAAUUAAAAUUAAAAUAUCUAAAAUCUAAAAUUUUUAUCGCAGAAUAUAGCAGUUUUUUAUUUUAUAGAAGUAACUGAUGUUUACAAGGAGAUUUAAGAAAACCUAAAUGAAAAUAAUACAGUAGACAAAGAAGGCUACAAAGAUGAUCUCUUAGCUACUGUUACUCACGAUUUGAAAAACCCUCUAAAUGGUAUGGUUUAAAUGCUUGAUUUAUGUGAAAAAGAAAUAAUUAAUUAAAAAGAUAUUACCUAAUAGAAUCAAUUAAAUUUAGAAAAAAUCAAGGAGUUUUUGAGUAUAGCCUAAAAAAAUACCCAGCUUCUUUUAUUUUUAGUGCAUGAUAUUUAAGAUUUUUAUCAGCACUCGAAGAGAAAACUUAGAUUAGUCAGCGAGCAAGUUAAAAUAGAUGAUUUAAUUAAUGAACUCAAUAGUUUAUUUCUUCCAUAAGUAAAAUUGAAAGGUAUUGAGCUCAUUUUCAUUUCAAAACUAUGCAAUGAUUACAUUUAUACAGAUGGAUUUAGAUUAAAAUAAAUUAUGAUCAAUCUUAUUAGCAAUGCAAUCAAAUAUACCUCAAGAGGUGGAGUGACUGUCUCUUUUUCUAAUACAAACAAGUAAGAGCUUUUUAAAAUAUCCAUUUCAGACACUGGCUCAGGUAUUCCAGAUAACAUUAAGAAUGAGCUUUUUAAGCUUUAUCAAACAUUUGACAAUAAAAAAGGUGAAAACCCGAGAGGAGUUGGCUUAGGUCUUGUUAUUAGUCAAAAACUUGUAUAAGAAAUGGGACCUAGCAAACAAUAAAUAUAGUUGAUUUCGGAAAAAGAUAAAGGCACUACUUUUUCAUUUGUUAUAUUUUUAAAUUUGUAAGAUAAACACAUUUACAAUUAUUGUGAUGCAAAUUCAGUGAUGAGCAUAAAGACUGAAGGAUGUAGUAUUGAAGACUAAGAACUAUAGCAUGAUUACAAAAACUAAGAAAAUCAAAAGAAACAAACAAAUUAAUUUUCGGAAGAAAGUGAGCAAGAGAACUACCUUUCUAAGAAUAUUUUAGAAAAUAUAUAAUUUGACACUAAAUAGUACAUAUCUCAUGCAAAUAUCCCUUUAGUUUCUGAUAGAUUUUAUAAUAUGAACGAUUUGAAGAGUCUAGGCAAUAAGAUCAAAUAAUUAAAUAGCCUUAUCUAAACUCCUAGUGGUAUUUUAUCCAACCAAAAAAACCGUUUCAAUUCUAGUUUUACAAAUAUAUCUUAAAAUUAUGAUGGGAUCCUUACAAAUAAUAACUAAAAUGACCAUUAGAUUAGCCAUAGCAGUCAGUAAAUCAGUUUAACUCCUAAAUCAAUUUACGAAAGUGAAAGAAAUAUCAAAACCAACUUUGAGUACAAAUUUAAAUAUAACAAGUCACCUUUUCGUAACAUAAGUAACCCAAACGAAUUAUCUCCUCCUCCUCCUCCUCUAGAAUAAGGCUAUAAAAUAUAAGGUAUUUUAUCUAAUAACCAAAAUUUAAAGAGUGGUUCAUAAUAUACAGGAAAUUCUAAAUCUUUUAUUAAAAAUUAAUUGACUAAUUCAUAAUAAAAUCAAAUUUAAGCUUUUCAAUCAGAAAUUAAUUAAUCAGAGUUGGUUCCUUCCUCAUCAAAAACACUUUAUAAUGCAAUAAUUGUUAAUGAAAAUCUGAAGCUAGCUGAUAAAAUUGAUUUUGAAAACAAUAUUCAAAAUAAUCAUCAAGUAUCUUAGUAAAAUUAGUAACUUUCGACAUAAAAUCUAUAAAAAAGCAGAACUCCGACUCAAAAGAGAUUAAAUUCAAAUGGAAACAUAAGCUCUAAUUUUACAACAACUCUCUAAAAUCCAAAACAAAACCACAAAAAAGCUGUUAGAAAAUUAAGUAGCUCAUACUACAUCAAUAAUAUUCCCCAAGACCAAAGCGCAUUGCAUAGUCCUUAAAUGGAGUAAAAUUCUAACGAGCAAUUCAUAGGAUAACUGAGAUAGCUAGGAGUAAAAAGUGUUCUUAUUGUUGACGAUGAACCUUUUAACAUUUAUGUGAUGCUCUAAACUUUAGAUUUUUUACAAAAAAAUGAAUUCCUUCUUGAAAAGGCGUACAACGGUAAAGAGGCUGCUGAUUUAGUUUAAAAUAGCCCUAACGGAUACCAGCUAAUAUUUAUAGAUUCAAAUAUGCCAGUGAUGAAAGGAACAGAAGCAAUACAAAUAAUAAAAGGUAUUAAUUAAGAAAUUAUUAUAGUAAUGAUAUCAGGUGAUUCUCGUCUGGAUGAAAUUUAAAAUGCUCAAUAAAGCGGGGCAGAUGGGUUUCUUUCUAAACCAGUAAAAUUGUAGCAUAUUAAAAAGGAAAUAAAUAAAAUUUUCAUGUAAUUGAAUUAAAAUAACCUUUAAAUAUAAAAUGUUAACUUUUCAAGCUAAAGUGAGCUUCUACUUUGA
This is a messenger RNA of Tetrahymena thermophila SB210, 4425 nucleotides long. Its product is annotated as ATPase, histidine kinase-, DNA gyrase B. The record is from RefSeq and is a predicted model, not a curated record. Gene Ontology annotation, biological process: phosphorelay signal transduction system; protein autophosphorylation. NCBI's taxonomy places the organism in Eukaryota, Ciliophora, Oligohymenophorea, Hymenostomatida, Tetrahymenidae. The transcript has 2 exons. Gene Ontology annotation, molecular function: phosphorelay sensor kinase activity; histidine phosphotransfer kinase activity.